This is a messenger RNA of Dermacentor albipictus, 2797 nucleotides long. Its product is annotated as semaphorin-2A-like. Gene Ontology annotation, molecular function: chemorepellent activity; semaphorin receptor binding. Gene Ontology annotation, biological process: semaphorin-plexin signaling pathway; positive regulation of cell migration; negative regulation of axon extension involved in axon guidance. Lineage: Eukaryota; Metazoa; Arthropoda; Arachnida; Ixodida; Ixodidae. The record is from RefSeq and is a predicted model, not a curated record.
CAGUUGCAAAAGAAGACGAAGAAAGCCGUGCCGCGUGACGCGAGCAGGAACACGAGGCCGAUCCAGUGGAAUCAGUGCUGAGCCAUGAUGCCUGUAGCGCAGUACCAGCGGCUGUCUCAUCACAGCGGAAUUUCUCUGCCUUCGCAGGCGCAUCAAAGUCCCAACGCUUAUGAUCAGCAGCAGGAGUACGGACAGCAGCUGCCGCAGGGUGAUGAGCACCAGUUCUACGGGACUCCCGCGAACCCGGUCGUGGAACCCGCGUCAAUGAGAAGAAUCCAGUCGCCCCUGCAGAAGGAAGACGACGCCUAUCGUCCGUUGUACGUAGGCUUGGCGCUGAUGGCCUUGCUGGUGUCCGCCAUGAUUGGCUCCGUGCUCACCGUAGUGGUCUUCUUGGCGUCGAGCAGCGGGAACAUUUUCGAUGCUACAACGGUUGAAGGCGGGGCCACGAAAAUGCCCGAAGUGCUUGACCGGCUCACCCCAGCGAUCAGCCUUCUGACCCCGUCGCCCAUUCCUCAGGCCAUGGUGACGCUGCCGAUGAAGGUGUUCACUCGUGGCAAGCUCUACUACCGCUCUGGCCACCUGGACGACGACCGAGGGCACCUCUUCGUUGGAGCCAUGGACCACUUGUUCAAGCUCCGUCUCGAUAACAUAAGCGGUCAACCGUUGCAGACCCUUCACCUGCCUGCCCCACAGAAAAGCGUCGAAAACUGCUCAGCGCUGGGGGCAAGUCAGUUGGGCAAAGACGUGGACUGCCGCAACCACAUCCGCGAGGUGCACCCGAUACGUGACGGAAGCACGCUGUAUGUCUGCGGCACGAACUCCAGGUCGCCCAGCGACUGGCAAGUGCGGGCUGCGGACUUGACACUGGUUCCAGUGGCGGAAGGGGCGGUCAUCGACGGAAACAACGUGACUGGAAAGGCUGAGGGACGCUGCUCGUACUUCGUCUCUCAUGAGAACCCGUCGCUGUGGCUCGACGACGCACCUUCACCGGGCAACUCGAGCGUUGUGGCCUUGUGGCGUUUCAGGAAUGGCAGGAGCGCCAUCUACCGCGCUGCAAUCCCGAACACGGACCCAACUAAGCCGGGUUAUUCCUUCCUGCUGACCGACCCCGCCGAUACUGCGAAAUUCAAUGAGCCCAGCGCCGUGGCCGCCCUGUCCGCGGGUUCUCACGCGUAUUUCGUAUACCGCGAGUACGCCGUGGAGCGCCAGGCGUGUGGUGUCCGCUUGGCAUCCGCUAUAGCUCGAGUCUGCAAGAACGACCUGGGUGGCGACCCGGCAGUGAAAAGCAAGGUUUCGCGGUGGACGUCUUUUAUGAAGGUCCGCCUUCUUUGUACCGAUUACGCCCGAAAGGCCCAAACUGCCAAAGCGAAUUUCACAUUCGACGAAAUACGCGCUUCCUACUGGUUGCCCGACCUGGAGAGCGGUGUCCUUUUAGGCGCUUUCGUCACCUUCAAUCACGGCUAUCCGGACUCCGCUGUGUGUGCCUUCCGGCUGGAAGACAUCGAGCGGGCCUUCAACGGCACCAGCUUCUACGAGCUCAGCUUGUCCAGGAACUCGCUGAGCAAAAUUGUGAGGCCCGACAGUGCGGCGUACCCGGGCACCGGGUCGGCCUGCGCGCCGGACUCUCGCACGCUGCCGCCGACGGGACCCGACUACCUGGCGAACCACCCGUUGCUCGCCGUGCCGCCCAAACAGCGCCACGGACGGCCUUUCUUCGCACUUCCGGGCGUCACCUUCAGCGGCGUGGCCGCAAUGGUGCUGAAGGAGGCCUGGGGCUCCUGGCUGGUCUGCUAUGUGGCCACGGAGACCGGCUUGGUGAUGAAGGUAGCCGAGGAAAUCAUCGCCGGUGGCCAGGAUCCCGCUCCAGCCGCGUUGGUGGACGCGUUCAACACAACAACAGAACCAAUACGUAAAAUGCUCGUCUCGACAAAGCACCGGAACCUGUACGUGUUCUCAGACGCUGAUGUUCGCCAGUACCGCCUAGACGCCUGCAAGGAACGCCAUUUGCACUGCCCAGCCUGCGUGCGGGACCCAUUCUGUGGUUGGGAUGGCACACACUGUCUCCCUCAUGUUGGCGCACCGGCUGCUACCACAAGGAGAGCGUGCUGAAUAUAUACAGCCGCGAAAGUCUUUGAUAUAAGCGCUUGCAUUUACAGUUCAUUGUUGGCACAUAAUUUAAUUACAAAGCUUAGUGUAGUCGAUGUCCUUCUGAUCAAUUGCUUUUUUUUCAGUGCUUUUGCCGGACAUGUUUAUUCUGCUCGUUACAACUGUGCGCAGAGCAUUUUCCCUAAGGCAUCUUCCACAUGAUACAUGCAACCAGCGCAAUAUUAGACUGGGUACAAACAGGAGAAAUAGACAUCACCAAUGCCGGACGUUUUGUUUGAUACAAAAAGUACUAUCAAACGAGCGAAUAAUGCCUUGCUACCCGGCGUUUAUAUCUCGGGCUCUGUCAAAAUGGUGGAUACUAUACCGCUUUAUGUUAGAUGUCAAGCAAAGGUUUAGCUAUAGGACCAAGCAUAUAUCAUCGUCUAUUUCUACUUCACCAGUAGACUCCAAGAUGUUUGCCUCAUACAGCACUGUGGACGCCGUUCAUCAAGUAGACUUUUCUUCUAUUUAUAUAGUCGGCUGCACAAAAACACUACGCCGCCACUAAUGCCGUAUCGAGCGUUUAUAGUUGUAGAUUCAUACGAAAUUUGUGUCAAAGUGGUGUACAGAAUAGAAAAGUUCGAUUUUUUUUUUGCUCACUUUUCUAUUUGAAAUAAAACCACUGUACUGGAUUGCUCAAGUACAAAACGAA